Messenger RNA from Prinia subflava (tawny-flanked prinia), 1303 nucleotides. RefSeq lists its product as uncharacterized. The transcript is spliced from 5 exons. Bases 1 to 732 code for a protein of 243 amino acids. The record is from RefSeq and is a predicted model, not a curated record. Lineage: Eukaryota; Metazoa; Chordata; Aves; Passeriformes; Cisticolidae.
AUGCGGCGGGGGCAGCCGUCAGAGGCGCGUCUGGCCGGGCUCUUCCCCACCUCCCCGGCCGAACCAGCACCAGAGAAACCCCCGGACACGCUGCCAGCCUGGGAGCCCUCCCCAGGGCCGGGGAGCGGCACCGCGGCUGGUGCAGGCCCGGGCUGCACCUUGCAGAGGCUGGGCAGCGGCCAGAGGAAGCUGCAGCAGCUGAGGCCGCGCUGGGAGCGGCAGCGGAAAGCAGGACAGCCCCAGCGCCGCGACCUUUCCUCCCUCCGGGAAUCGUUCCGCCCGGCACGGUGCCUGCGGCUGGCACGGCUCUGCAGGGUGGAAGCUGCGGCGGCGUGGGCGCAGGAAGGUGACAACGCGGCCCGGAGCAGGUGCCGGCCGGGCCGGCGAGCGCCGCUGGCGACAGUCGCCGUGCAGAUGUGUCCCUGUGUCCCCGGGCCGCUCCUCGGGGCUUUCCAGGGAGGCUCCAGAGCUAUGUCCUCUCCUAUCCUCCCCUCAGCAGAGAGGAACGGCUGCUGCAGCCUGCACAGCCCUGCAGAGCAAAGGUCUUUGUGUGAGGAGGAGCCGGUUCCCCACCGUUUCCUCCGCCCGCCGCCUGUGACCCACCGCGUCCUGCGGGCCCAGCGCCGGCCCCGGCAGGAAACAGAGUCGGUCAGUGAGAAAAGGAGUGGGAAUUUUCUGUCUGAAGCAGCGGGCGAGGUGGGCCUGGGCAGCACAGGAUGCAGGCGCCGCUGAGCUAACGCACUGCUCACGGCCCCAACAUCUGCUCCCUGACCUCUGCAGCUCCCAGUGCUGAGAACCUGAUGCUGCUGCCUCUCCCCUCUUGGGUUUCCUCCUCCUCCUGCGUGCAGAGACCACGAGGAGCAGGUGGGCACCCGCUUCCCCCACUGCACUCCAGUAGCUGAGCCCUGUGAUUUGGGGGCUGGAGGGUGGGGACAGACUCUGUAAACCAGCGAGGUUUCACAAUAGUUUGCUUAAGGGCUUGUGACUUAGGCUCAGGUGCUCUGGGAGCAGCCCAGCCCUGGGGGGACAGCCCUGCACCCCGGGGCCGCGGCUGCCCCCGGGACACCGCGGGAGGCUGAGCCACACCGUGCCCUGGCACCAGCUACUCACACCCACCGAACCUGCCAGCAUCCCCCAGGGCAGCUGCUCACACUGCCCAGAGUGUGAGAUCCACCCAGCAGAAAUCAGCACGGCCAGCUCGAUCCUUUCCCCUCCUCUAACUCUCCCCUUUUUCCCUCCCUCUCCUUCCCCCUUCCCCCCAAAGCUCUUUGUCUCCAGGCUCUGCGGAGGAAGCAGACCUUCU